AUGUUUAAUCACCGUGGGUACUACACAGAUCACCGUGGGUACUACACAGAUCACCGUGGGUACUACACAGAUCACCGUGGGUACUACACAAAUCACCCUGGGUACUACACAGAUCACCGUGGGUACUACACAGAUCACCGUGGGUACUACACAGAUCACCCUGGGUACUACACAACUCAACCUGGGUACUACACAAAUCACUGUGGGUACUACACAAAUCACCGUGGGUACUAUACAAAUCACCCUGGGUACUACACAAAUCACCCUGGGUACUACACAAAUCACCCUGGGUACUACACAAAUCACCGUGGGUACUACACAAAUCACUGUGGGUACUACACAGAUCAACCUGGGUACUAUACAAAUCACCCUGGGUACUACACAAAUCACCGUGGGUACUACACAAAUCACUGUGGGUACUACACAGAUCAACCUGGGUACUAUACAAAUCACCCUGGGUACUACACAGAUCAACCUGGGUACUACACAGAUCAACCUGGGUACUACACAGAUCAACCUGGGUACUAUACAAAUCACCGUGGGUACUACACAAAUCACCCUGGGUACUACACAAAUCACUGUGGGUACUACACAAAUCACUGUGGGUACUACACAGAUCAACCUGGGUACUACACAGAUCACCCUGGGUACUACACAGAUCACCGUGGGUACUACACAGAUCAACCUGGGUACUAUACAAAUCACCCUGGGUACUACACAGAUCACCCUGGGUACUACACAGAUCACCCUGGGUACUACACAAGACAAACAGAGUCCAAAAGGAAUUUCUCAAUAAAUAUCUACAUUGCUUAUGAGGAGUAUUAUUGA
Pecten maximus is the source of this 828-nucleotide messenger RNA. Its product is annotated as DNA-directed RNA polymerase II subunit 1-like. The record is from RefSeq and is a predicted model, not a curated record. The coding region runs from base 1 to 828 and encodes 275 amino acids. The transcript has a single exon. NCBI's taxonomy places the organism in Eukaryota, Metazoa, Mollusca, Bivalvia, Pectinida, Pectinidae.